GAUACUUGUCCCAAGCUGAGAGCUCUUCCUCCACUGGGCCUGUUGGCCCAGCUGAAAUCUCUUAUAAUUAGAGAUACAGGUGCAAUCAAAACCAUCGGACCUGAAUUUCUUGGCCCCCGUGCAUCGUCAGCAGCGACUUCAUUUUCCAACCUUGAAGAGCUGGAAUUUAAAGGGAUGUCCAACUGGGAAGAAUGGUCGUUUGGUAUGGUGGAGGGGGUUGGUGAAGAAAGAAGAGGAGCCUCCAAGUUGCUGCCUCGUCUAACGAAAUUGGUGCUUUAUCAAUGUCCCAAGCUGAGAGCUCUUCCUCCACUAGGCCUAUUGCCCGAGCUGAAACAACUUAAAAUUUAUAGAGCAGAUGCAAUCAAAAUCAUCGGACCUGAAUUUCCCAAGCUUGAACAGCUGGAUUUAUGGAGCAUGGACUAUUGGGAAGAAUGGUCGUUUGGUAUGGUGAAGAGGGUUGGUAAAAAAAGUAGAGGAGCCCCCAAGUUGCUGCCUCGUCUAACGAAAUUGGUGCUUUAUGAAUGUCCCAAGCUGAGAGCUCUUCCAGAAGGCCUACAGCAUGCUACCAAUUUACAAGAAUGGAAUAUCCAUGAUGCCCACAACUUAAAAGAAAUCAACAACCUGCCCUCAUUGAAAUCUCUGGGAAUAAAGGAUUGGCCAAGGUUGGAGCACGUGGAGAAUCUUGAUAAGUUGCAAUUCUUGGAAGUACGUUUAUCUUCUUCCACAGAGACAUCCACCACCGAUGCUGAUGGACAGACAGAGCGCCUCCCACAGUGGUUAUUGGAGCUACUCCAAAAUGCUCCGACUACUAUGCAGAGUCUUAAAGAAUUUCAACUAAGAUGCAGCUUACCAGUGCUUAAGACCUUCCUCAAGGACGGCCCCAACUGGCCCAUCAUUCAGACGAUCCCCCAGGUCACGAUCCAAGAGUAUUUGCCUGCAAAUCGCAGGCCAUCACAUAUUCGGUAUACCAAGGACCCUCCCACCUUCAAAAUGCAUAUAGAGGAAUAAGAAGAAUUAGAAGAACCAGAAGAAUCGAACAACUGCUAAAGCAUCCUCUCUUAUGCAAGUUACAAAUGCUCGUGGAAUAGGUGGUUGAGAUGGGAAUGUCUUCCAGGAAAAUGGGAUCACUGCACUCGGCAUUUUUACCUUCUUUUUUAAUUAUUUGAAUCUCCGUAUUGGACUUUCUGAUUUCUUUUUCCUAGCGUUACGAUGACAGCUGCAACUUUGCUAGUGUUUUGACGACACAGUCAUUUGCUUGAGUGUUUUUUUCCUUUUUUUGUUGAGUGUAACUAUUAAGAAUUGGUUUGUCCAUUGUAGUCGUCUUCCCCUUUAUGUUGUUGUAACACAAUCACAAAGAUUCUGAAUUUGGUGAACCACCAGACCCAUUCCCUCUUUCUGCUCGUAUUCCGUGUUUUUGUGGCA
Messenger RNA from Elaeis guineensis (African oil palm), 1422 nucleotides. The record is from RefSeq and is a predicted model, not a curated record. Lineage: Eukaryota; Viridiplantae; Streptophyta; Magnoliopsida; Arecales; Arecaceae.